Molecule: messenger RNA, 1181 nt
Organism: Triticum aestivum (bread wheat)
Lineage: Eukaryota; Viridiplantae; Streptophyta; Magnoliopsida; Poales; Poaceae
Product: xyloglucan endotransglycosylase/hydrolase protein 8
Exons: 2
Coding region: 117-953 (278 amino acids)
Biological process (GO): cell wall biogenesis; xyloglucan metabolic process
Cellular component (GO): cell wall; apoplast
Molecular function (GO): hydrolase activity, hydrolyzing O-glycosyl compounds; xyloglucan:xyloglucosyl transferase activity
Source: RefSeq, a predicted model, not a curated record
GCUGUGCUAUGCUAUGCUUGGCCGCACCGACCGCACUAACCAUGCCCAUUUAACUCCACCGGCCACUGCAGCUAGCCUUCUCGUCUCCAAGAAGCAGAGCACCCGCAGCCAGCACCAUGGCGAGUCGGGCUGCCGUGUCCGCGGCCCUGGCGCUGCUGGUGGCGUCGGCGUCCGCGUGGCUGCACGAAGAGUUCACCACGGAGGGCAACGUGCGCGCGGGCUACGACGCGCGGGGGCAGCAGGUGGCGUCGAUCGUCCUCGACCGGCAGUCCGGCGGCGCCUUCCGCUCCCGGCGCCGCUACCUCUACGGCCAGUUCAGCGUCCAGAUCAAGCUCGUCCCCGGCAACUCCGCCGGCACCGUCGCCUCCUUCUACCUGUCGUCGGGCGAGGGGCCGGGGCACGACGAGAUCGACAUGGAGUUCAUGGGCAACACGACGGGCCAGCCGGUGGCGCUCAACACCAACGUGUGGGCCAACGGCGACGGCAAGAAGGAGCAGCAGUUCUACCUCUGGUUCGACCCGGCCGCCGACUACCACACCUACACCAUCAUCUGGAACGCCAAGAACGUCAUCUUCAAGGUGGACGGCCUCUUCGUCCGCUGCUUCACCCGCCACGCCGACCUGCCCUACCCGGGCGCCAAGCCCAUGGCGGUGCACGCCACGCUCUGGGACGGCAGCUACUGGGCGACGCAGCGGGGCAAGGUGAAGGUGGACUGGGCCGCCGCGCCCUUCGUCGCCUCCUACCGCGGCUACUCCGCGGACGCCUGCGUGCCCGCCGGCGCCGGCCGCCCGCUCGCCUGCCCCGCCGACACCGGCCGCUGGAUGCGGCGCCGGCCCAGCGCCGCAGAGCGGGGCACCCUCGCUUGGGCUAAGAAGAAUUACAUGCGCUACAACUACUGCGACGACGGCUGGCGGUUCCCCAAGGGGUUCCCCGCCGAGUGCUCCCGUGGCUGAUUCUCUUACUGGUUCUUGCUCGACACCGACCUCUUGUCGAUCAUCGGUGGACAUACAUGACAUACGUUGGUUGCCUCUGUAUGCCAUUAAUUCUUGCCUCCAUGCAUGUACAUUUUGGCAUCCAUUGAGCCAAACUGUUCUUGAUCUCGCUCUCUGCCUUUUCACUGUUACAUAGUGGUUGUUACCGAGACGGAUUAAAGAUAAUAAAGGUGAACUCUUCAAGUAAAA